UCUUAUAAUACAGACGUCGUCUCAGAUCUCGGCGACGACAUCUCUGUCCUUGCGUUCCGGCCUCGAAACUCUCCGCCGCCGCUUCCGCAUUACCACCUUUGGUCUCCGCCGAGGCGGCUGUGGACGGCGUCACUAUUUCGGGAUGACGACGGGUGAGGCCGCGACGGCGUCUCCGCGGCGGAGUUUCGCGUCCUCGGACCACCUCCGGCAUGUGGAGUCGAUGGCCCAGCUGCCCUCCGGAGCUGGCAAGAUCUCCCACCUCAACGCCGUCAUCCUCGGCGAGACCCUCGCCUCCGAGGAGAACGACCUCGUCUUCCCCUCCCAGGACUUUUCUCGUCAGGCUCUCGUCUCCUCCCCCGAACAGUAUCGAAAAAUGUAUGAGCGGUCGAUUCGAGAUCCUGCCGGAUUCUGGUCUGAGAUCGCUUCCCAGUUCUACUGGAAGGAGAAAUGGGAUCCGGAGGUCUACAACGAGAACAUUGAUGUGAGGAAGGGGACCGUUAAGUUUGAGUGGUUCAAAGGAGCCAGUACGAACAUAAGCUAUAACACUUUGGAUCGGAACAUUGAGGCAGGGAAUGGUGGAAAAGUUGCUAUCUACUGGGAAGGCAACGAACCCGGUGACGAUGAGCAGCUAACCUAUGCUGAGCUGUUGGAGAAGGUUUGCCAGCUUGCCAAUUACUUGAAACAUGUUGGCGUUCGCAAAGGAGCCGCAGUGGUGAUCUACCUCCCUAUGCUGAUGGAGUUGCUGAUCUCAAUGUUAGCGUGUGCCCGUAUUGGUGCGGUCCACUCGGUUGUAUUUGCGGGCUUCUCUGCCGAGUCCCUUGCACAAAGGAUCAUUGACUGCAAACCCAAGGUUGUAAUAACAUGUAAUGCUGUGAGGAGAGGCCCCAAAGCGAUCCAUCUCAAAGACAUAGUUGACAGCGCUAUCAAUGAAUCUGUCAAAAGUGGAGUCCCUGUAGGCCUGUGUUUGACUUUUGAAAACCAGUCAGCUAUGAAGAGAGAAGAUACAAAGUGGCAGGAGGGAAGAGAUGUAUGGUGGCAGGAUGUAGUCCCACAAUUUCCGACAAAGUGUGCUGUGGAAUGGGUUGAUGCAGAAGAUCCACUAUUUCUCCUGUACACAAGUGGUAGCACUGGAAAACCAAAGGGAGUUCUACAUACAACUGGGGGAUAUAUGGUAUAUACUGCAACAACAUUUAAGUAUGCAUUCGACCAUAAGCCAUCAGAUAUAUAUUGGUGCACUGCCGAUUGUGGCUGGAUAACAGGACACAGCUAUGUUACAUAUGGCCCUCUUUUGAAUGGAGCUACUGUUGUGGUAUUUGAAGGGGCCCCAAACUAUCCCAACUCUGGACGAUGUUGGGAUAUUGUUGAUAAAUACAAGGUGACAUUAUUUUACACAGCCCCAACGCUAGUGCGUUCCCUAAUGCGUGAAGGUGAUGAGUACGUCACUCGCUACCAUCGAAAAUCCCUGCGUGUUCUUGGUAGUGUAGGGGAGCCAAUUAAUCCUAGUGCAUGGAGGUGGUUUUACAAUGUUGUCGGGGAUUCACGAUGCCCUAUAUCAGAUACCUGGUGGCAAACAGAGACUGGUGGCUUCAUGAUUACACCAUUGCCUGGUGCUUGGCCUCAGAAGCCUGGUUCUGCUACCUUUCCUUUCUUUGGAGUUCAGCCAGUCAUAGUUGAUGAGAAAGGGAAUGAGAUAGAAGGUGAAUGCAGUGGGUAUCUUUGCAUCAAGAAGUCAUGGCCUGGUGCAUUCCGUACACUUUAUGGUGAUCAUGAGAGAUAUCAAACCACGUAUUUUAAACCAUUUGCUGGUUAUUAUUUUACUGGAGAUGGAUGCAGCAGAGACAAGGAUGGCUACUUUUGGCUUACUGGAAGAGUUGAUGAUGUUAUUAAUGUGAGUGGACAUCGUAUUGGCACCGCUGAGGUAGAAUCUGCCCUGGUCUCACAUCCCCACUGUGCAGAGGCUGCCGUAGUUGGAGUUGAACAUGAGAUCAAAGGGCAGAGCAUUUAUGCUUUUGUCAGUCUAGUGGAGGGUGUUUCUUACAGUGAAGGAAUCCGGAAAAGCCUCAUUUUGGCAGUCAGAAACCAGAUCGGUGCAUUUGCUGCCCCAGACAAAAUUCACUGGGCACCCGGACUGCCAAAGACGAGGAGCGGAAAGAUCAUGAGAAGGAUUCUACGGAAAAUUGCAUCCGGGCAGCUGGAUGAGCUUGGAGAUACCAGUACGCUUGCUGACCCCAACGUUGUGGACCAACUAAUUGCACUCAGUGAUUGCUAGUAAAAGAUUCUGAUGAUGAUCAUCCAUUUCCUUAAAUGUCGAUACAUUUGUGGUGUGGUUUUAUGUGAUUCUAGAAAUUUAUUUAUGCCUAUUUUUUCAUGCCCGGCCGGGGUAUUUCACCAUAGUUAAGAGAUGUGUGGGAGGGAGUCGUCAAUUGGGCCAAGUGUGAUUCAUGGUUCUGAUAUUUUAGUGCUAGAAUAGUUUAGCUGUCUGUAUGCUACUUCAAAUCAUUCCAAGCCUCAAUUCUGUCUAUUCGAACAUUUGAUGAAUCAAUCAGUAAAAGUGUGGAACUCUGGUUUCCAUGAUUUGGAUUCA
This is a messenger RNA of Musa acuminata AAA Group (dessert banana), 2584 nucleotides long. Its product is annotated as acetyl-coenzyme A synthetase, chloroplastic/glyoxysomal-like. NCBI's taxonomy places the organism in Eukaryota, Viridiplantae, Streptophyta, Magnoliopsida, Zingiberales, Musaceae. The transcript has 18 exons. The record is from RefSeq and is a predicted model, not a curated record. Gene Ontology annotation, molecular function: AMP binding; acetyl-CoA synthetase activity. The coding region runs from base 143 to 2269 and encodes 708 amino acids.